AUGGGCAAAAUCAGUAAUGGAUUUCGGUUCAGGCCGACAGACGGCGAAUGCAUAGCUUAUCUCCUGGGUUUCGUCACUGGGAAUUCCCCUCCCUCCCACGGCUUCAUCUCCAUAGCCGACCUCUACGGCCAAACGGAGCCUUGGGAGCUGUUCGAAAAUUCCGAGGUUAAAAGCCGCGGCUGCCGUUAUUUCUUCACGAAACUCAAGAAAGUCGGCGCCAAGAAAGGAAGGAGUUACCAGCGCUACUCGAGGAACGUCGGGACCUGCGGCGGGAAUUGGUCCAACAAAGGCCAGAAAUCAGACAUCAUCGGCCCCAAGGGCAACAUCGUUGGGCACUCUAGAACCUUCCGCUACCAGCCGAGAAACUCGGACGACGUGGGCCCCACGCACGGCGAGUGGGCCCUCAAGGAGUACUCUCUUUCCGAGGACACGGUGCUGGGACUUGACGAGGAUCGGCGGGACUACGUUCUCUGCGUACUCAAGAAGAAGAAGGAGAAAAAGACAAUAACAAGUGGCGGUGUCCAACCCGUCGAAGCAGAUUUUGACUAUUUGGUUGCCACGCUGGCAGCCACGUCUUCAGAUAGACGGACACCGGUCGAGGAUGAUGUGGCAGCCCUCGAAACUAAUGAGGUCAUGUGGCCGUCUGUUAACGAGAGUUUGCCGACUAUGCAAACGUGGACUGGGGUUAAUGAUGUGCCGUUUGCAAGCAGUUCGACACAAGACGGGUUUCUCGAACAUUCUAUUGGGUUUGGAGAAGCUACUGAACAAGAAUAUUGUUAUGAUGAUCAGCAGCUCAUACAGGCCAUGGCGGUGGCAGGUGACAAGAUCGAGUGGCCAUCUGGUUUCGAUAGUUUGCCGACUAUGCACACGUUGACUGGGAUUAAUGACAUCAUGCCACCUGAGAGCUGUUGGCCACAAGUUCAUGAUUUAGGGAUGCUGGAAUCUGUCGGUUUUGUAGAAGCUAAUAAUGAAGAUUGUUCUCAGAACGAGCUGGCGACAGGUGGCAAGGGCAUGUGGCGUUCGAUUAACGAGAGGUCGCCUCUGCACAUGUGGAGCAGGUUUGGUGAUGAUGUGUCGCAGGGCGACAUAGUAGUGGGUCGCCAUCAGAAUGAUCAGGUUUACGUGGAUAAUUGGUUGCGUGCAAACGGCAAAUGGGUUCCACAGCCAGCCCGGCCGGUAUACUGA
Molecule: messenger RNA, 1185 nt
Organism: Striga hermonthica
Lineage: Eukaryota; Viridiplantae; Streptophyta; Magnoliopsida; Lamiales; Orobanchaceae
Source: the annotation of a GenBank genome assembly